Messenger RNA from Chaetomium fimeti, 1365 nucleotides. RefSeq lists its product as uncharacterized. Gene Ontology annotation, cellular component: cytoplasm; plasma membrane; cytosol. Gene Ontology annotation, molecular function: ubiquitin protein ligase binding; protein-macromolecule adaptor activity. The transcript is spliced from 2 exons. The coding region runs from base 1 to 1365 and encodes 454 amino acids. NCBI's taxonomy places the organism in Eukaryota, Fungi, Ascomycota, Sordariomycetes, Sordariales, Chaetomiaceae. Gene Ontology annotation, biological process: ubiquitin-dependent endocytosis. The record is from RefSeq and is a predicted model, not a curated record.
AUGGCCGAUUCGCGGACAAGCAGCUUUUCCUCGGCUUCACGCAAGGAACAUGACGAUCACCACCAACACCACCGACUCUCGUUUCCCGGCAUGCACUUCGGCCGCUCAACCAAAGAGCCACCCAGCUUUUCCCCGGCAGCGCUCUAUUGGAAGCUCGAGUCGCCGCCUCUUGUCAUGUAUGGCGACCACCAAACCAGCAGUGGUACGCUGCUCUCGGGGCAGCUGUUUCUGAAUGUCAAGGAAGAGGACCUGGAGGUUGCGUCGCUGGAUGCCACCCUCAGCAUCCGCGUUACCCAAAAGAGGCCGUUUGCGAACCACUGCGUUGACUGUACAACGCAGCGUACGGAGCUGAAGCGGUGGGAAUUACUUCAACAUCCGCUAGUUAUGGCCAAAGGCGAACACUCAUUCCCCUUCUCCGUGUUGCUAGAAGGGCAUCUUCCGUCCAGCAUGGAAGGCCCAUUGGUCUCGAUUUCGUACGAGUUCAAGGCCGAGGCUGUCCCCAGAGCUGAUCUCAGCCCGCUGGCGCCCAUCAAGUUCGAAAAGACAGUCGACGUCAGGCGCAGCCUCCCGACUUCCGAGGCGCCGCACCACUCUGUCCGCGUCUUCCCUCCGACGAAUAUCAAGGCCAGCGCAUACUAUCCCCACGUGAUCCACCCAAUCGGCAGCUACGUUCUCGCGCUCCGCCUGGAUGGCAUCGCAAAACUAAACACGAAGGUCAACACGAUCGAAUACUGGAAGUUGAAGAAGCUCACAUGGAAGCUUGAAGAGACGACAAGAACGAUUGCACCGGCCUGUGAGCGGCACAGCCCGAGGCUGGGCGGGGCUGCAGAGGAGCAGCAGAGCAAGAAAGGCGUCAUUCGCUCGGAGAGCCGCAUCAUCGGGGAGAAGACGCUUUUCUCGGGAUGGAAGAGCAACUACACAAACGCCACAGACAGCCUUGUCGAGCUUGAGCUGGACUACAGCUUGGCAAAGAAUGCCAAAUACGCGUGUGACAGCAAGAGCCGUGACGGGACCGAGGUGACUCAUCAACUGGUGGUCGAGAUGGUGGUAUCACAGGAAUGGGCCCCUAUCAACAGGCCAUCUCUUGUGACACACACGGGCGUUGGGCGCAUCUUGCGGAUGCAUUUUGGCACCAUCCUCACGGAGCGGGCAGGGAUCGGGAUCAGCUGGGACAAUGAGGCGCCUCCCAUUUACCAAGAUGUGCCUCCCAGCCCCCCUGCUUAUUCCCAGGAGACCAUCUUCGCCGAACAUUCGAUCGCGGAGUUGAUGACGCCACUCGACGGUGCCCAUGGGGGCGGGCUGUCACGUAGUUCCACCGACGUGGCUACCGCUGGCGGUUCAGGAGCAGGCGCUAGAGGGGCGUGA